GCUCCGGCGAGGAGGAUGAAGGGGAUGAAGACGAAAACAGUGGCGAGUAGGAGGGGUGGGAUGGUGAAAGAGUUGGACUUGAAUGGUGGGUCUGGAAAUGGGAAUGGUGAAAUGGGUGAUUUGUAAGUUUGUUGAAGGUGAAGAUGAAGUCUUUGUUGGUCUUGGGGAUAGUCCAUGAUAGAAGGGUUGGAAAUGUAGGGGGGUUUUGUAUCUAUGGUUUUAACAAAGUAGGAAAGCAGGGGCUCUGAGUUGAAAGGAGACUGCGUUUUGUGGUGAUUACUAGUCAUCAAUCAAACAAGGGUGUUUUAAUCUCAUGGUAGAAAUUAGAGAUAAGUAGUGCAGUGAUCAAGGUAAUAGCUGACCAACUUUUUACUAGUGAUUGACCAUUGAGUAUAUGCUUGAUGCUUUCUCUGGUCUACUUUUGUUGUCUCUGACUGGGUUUUCAAGCUAAGAUUGACCUGAAAGUAAAUGAUAAGUUGCUUUUUAAAUCGUGUGUUGCUUUAUACUAUAGGUUCAGAUCGUCUUGAUUGAAUAAUCUUGAUGUGAAUGUCUUAUAUAUCCUGUUCUCUUUAGGACUUAUUUUGAAAAAUUGCUUUAUUAUGUUCAACUUAAAUCCUUAAGACUGUUUGGUGUUUUGAUCUGGUUUCUGAGGGUCCUGUUCAUCUAUUCUCUACUAAUGUUAAUAUGAGUUAACAAUUAAGUAGUAACAAGGAAGUUAACCCUGCCUCAAUGUGCCUUUCAAUGACGGCAAUUGGUCAUAUAUCCUGUUCUCGUGAAUCAAAAUGUUAUCUGGAGUUUCGACAAUGUCAUUGCUUCACGUCCUCUCUUAUUUGGCCAUUGAGCUGGACUGUCUUAUCAGUUUAUGCAUCUUACUGAAGUCCUUCUCUGUCAGAUUUAUAUAAUACUUGAUAGGGCAGUCUAGGCUACAUACCCCUUAGGAGUUUUUUAUGUUUUUGAUCUAUGUAUGUGUGUAGCCCUUAUUGUUCAUGGGGUUCCUCCUUUAGCAUAUGUUGCAUCCAAGAACAACUAGUAGGAUGCUUCAUAAUUUCGAACAAACGCUUUAGGCCUAUUGGUGAUGGUGAUGGUGAUGGACAAUAGUGAAGGUCACUAGGCAAAAUGAUUUGUCAUUGGGGACAAAUGAGUAGAAAGUAGAAGCUACAAAGUGUGUUAAGCAACUCACAGGACCACUAAUGAUAUUGGGCUUGUAGUAUAUAAUGCAUGUCUUCAUGCUUUUUGCGUCUGUUACAAAGUUUUAGCACACUAAAUCUACAGUUUUUGUGGUUUAGAUGAUUAUGAGUAUGAGACAGUGUUUUAAAAUGGAAAUUAGAGCAUUAGAGUUAACAAAUGUCAGGGUAACUGACAAUUAUGGCUACUGUGAUUUGUUCUUCUGCUUAACAAUGUUGGCUAUUGUUUGCAAGGCAUCAACAGUUCAACACUAACGUACAUUGUCAUCGAGUGUUACAAAACAUGUUUUCAGUAGCUUUUAACCUGUUGAAAGCACACAAUAGAAGUCUUGCAUAUAUUGAUAAAAAAUUAGUGAGUGUUUGGUAUUUUUGGAUUCUUUUGUUUCACCUAUUAUUGUUGCUGUGGAUGGUCUUUAAAUUUGAAGUUGGAAGCUAGGAAGAAUGGGAGGGAGAAUGCAAGAUGGUCUUUAUAUUUGAAGUUGGACUCAUUCGUCCAUUCAGUUAUGCUCAAAUACAGCCAGAAAAUUUUCUUUAGCUUUACUCUGUUACUUUUGCAACAAUUUUGUUCAAUCUCUAGGUUACCAUUUUUCAUUUUUUUGAAUAGCCAUAGGCAUCUUUAUCUUUAUGGAGGCAGGGGCAGGGGAGCCCCCUCCAUCCAUUCUUCAAUGAUAUCACAACUUGAUGCCUGGCUAGCAAGUGAAUGAACAAGAGUGUUACAAAACUUAAAGGGAAGAGGAUUCGAAUUUGAGGUCUCAUCUAACAUUACACAGAGGUUAGUUUGUGUCUACUAUAGUUAAAAUGUGUAGUUAAAUUUCAAUCAAAGUGCAAUUAAUACAGAUAACAAGCGGGAGUGGUAAUUCUAAACUAUAUCACGCUUUCAUAUUGGUGGCGUAAAAUGAUUACGAUCUUCUUUCUUAACCAAAUGAUAGAAAAAUUUCACCCGGAAAAUUGAACAAUCAUGAAUAAUAAUCUUAAGAUGAAAAACUUAUAGAUCACGUCACUCACCAUAUCUAGCAUUUAGAUGACAGGAUCUUAUUAGUAAUUAACUGGGUGAUAAAUGUCAUUUAGUAGGUUUGAUUAAUUUGUCAGGAUUGUCUUCGUUAAAAUGAAGAUAUUUUCUACUUGGCAUAGUGGCUUUAAUGGACAAAUCUCGUACAGUUAAAUACAGUUAUUCUUGGAAGCCCUCGUUGUAGAACAUUUCCUAUAUAAAAGAGAAACUCGUCUUUCCCUCCAUUGUUUUACUGUUAGUACUUCAGUGGUUUUACAGCAAGAGGUAGCAUUCCUCCCUUUGCUGAAUAUUGGUCUUUUCCCUUUCCUUUCCAGUUUAUUUUCUUCUGUUUGCUUUCUGUCUGAUCUGGUUUUGUUCCAAUUCUUGUUUGAAACCAUGUUUACACAGGUAAUAGCUAGCUAAAGUAAGAUAUGCAGAUGCGUUCCGCCCCAAGCUAUUUUUCCAAGCAAAUUGGUUUUCAUCAACGCUAUCGUAUAGAUCCAGUGAAUAGCAUCUACAGAAAAAACUUCUGUAGACCAAAAUCAACAGCAGAAGCCAAAGUACUUGCGGCCAAGAAACACAGUGAGUCAGAGAGAAGACGAAGGAUGCGAAUCAAUAGUCAAUAUACAGCUCUUCGUAAAAUCCUCCCAAACUUGAUCAAAAUGGACAAGGCUUCUGUGCUCGCAGAGACCGUCCGACAAGUAAGGGAGCUUAAGAAGGUGGUAGCAGAUACUGAAGCAGCAUGUCGUGGCAGUGGCAGUGAGUGUGUUAUUCCCAGCGGCGUUAACAAGUUGAGUUUGGAGAAGUGUGAAGGCAAGCAAGAAGGGCUUGUGAAAGCAACAUUUAGCUGCGAGGAUAGGCCAGGGCUAAUAUUGGACAUGAUUAGGGAGCUGAGGUCAGGGAAAGGGAGGGUGGUGAGGGCGGAGAUGGUGACAGUAGGUGGGAGGACUAAGAGUGUGUUGUGGGUGAAAGGGUUGGGUGCUGGAAGUGAAGGGAUAGUGUGCCUUAAGAAGGCAUUAAAUAAGGUGAUUGUUGACAGGCCAAGCAUUAUUUAGAAGCUACAUCUCCCUAAGUGAGUUUGAUGCGAGGAUAUUUAGUAUAUAGGGGCUUUGCAACACUCACUGCUAACCCAAAGGACAAGCAAAAGUAUGUAUCUUACAUUCUUACUAGGAGUUCUGAACUUUAGAUAUAUAGCAUUGAUCAUUUCCUCCUAAUGGGCAAGCAUAUUGUGUUGUGUAUGACGACUCA
Molecule: messenger RNA, 3420 nt
Organism: Rosa chinensis
Lineage: Eukaryota; Viridiplantae; Streptophyta; Magnoliopsida; Rosales; Rosaceae
Product: transcription factor bHLH131
Exons: 2
Coding region: 2604-3227 (207 amino acids)
Biological process (GO): regulation of DNA-templated transcription
Molecular function (GO): DNA-binding transcription factor activity; protein dimerization activity
Source: RefSeq, a predicted model, not a curated record